GCAAAACUUGACGUAACGGGCACACUGAGAGGAAGACGCGGCGCCGUUUGUUGGGAAUCUCACCGCGCGACAGGGCACGGCACGGCAGGCUUUGGGGAAGUCGGUGUCCCGCUGAAUCCGCGCUUCCCACCUGGAUAUAACCGGACGCACGCGUGGCGGAGAAGCGGAAAAUUAUGGCGACGUUGGGACCGGACUCGGCUCGCCCUCCCCUCGCCCAGCUCGGAUCUCCUCCGUCUAACCAGCCUCACGUCGGCUGCGCGAACCUGCCUCCCAACCGGGGCUUGGAGCGCGCGCUGGAGGAGGCGGCGGCCAGCGGUGUGCUGAACCUCAGCUGCCGCAAGCUGAAGGAGUUUCCCCGGACCGCCGCCAACCACGACCUGAGCGAUACGGUGGAGGCAGACCUCUCAAAGAAUCGGCUGAGCGACRUCCCCUCAGAGGUCUGCCACCUGGUCGCCUUGGAGACACUAAACUUGUAUCACAACUGCAUCAGGACCAUCCCAGACAGCAUCAUCACCCUGCAGUCGCUCACAUCKUUGAACCUCAGUCGGAACCAGCUGGGCUCUCUGCCGUCGUGCCUCUGCGGUUUACCUCUGAGGGUCCUCAACGCCAGCAACAACAAACUGGUGAGCCUGCCGGAGUCCAUCGGGCAGCUGCACGGCCUCAUGGAGCUGGACAUCAGCUGUAACGAGAUCACGGCCCUCCCCCGACACAUCGGCAGACUCAAAGCGCUGCGGGAACUUAACGUGCGGCGAAACCUGCUCUGCGUCCUGCCAGAAGGUGAGUCUGUUCUCUAUCUGUGCGAGGUUACGUUUUCCGCCCCGGUUGCUCUGUCUUUCUCUCUCUGUGUGUGUGUGCUUAAACUGCGGCUGUAACUUCGUAGGCUCUUU
Messenger RNA from Poecilia reticulata (guppy), 887 nucleotides. Lineage: Eukaryota; Metazoa; Chordata; Actinopteri; Cyprinodontiformes; Poeciliidae. The record is from RefSeq and is a predicted model, not a curated record.